AUGGCCGUCAACGGCGCAGGGCCGAUGAUCGCGCUCCGCCGCGAGCCUUUCGACUUUGGCAUCCUCCCCGCGUCGUUCCUCCUCCCGCGCGCCGAGUCCGUCGCCGCCCUCGUGCCCAUCCAGCGCAGGCUCCUCCAGUGCGCGCACCCCUCGCGACACGAUCCGACCAAGCUCGUCGUCUCCGUCGCCGACGCCGCGCAGUGCAUGGGGAUCGCGCCCCAACACGCCGAGCACGUCAUCGACACCAUGCACGCCGUCGCCCCCGCCGAACCGACGCCCCACCCCGCCGAGGACGACGGUCUGCCGAACGAACCGGAAGUGCGCGUCCAGCACCUCCUGCAGUUUCUCUUCGUGCAGACAUUCGCGAGACCGCACGCGCAAUCGUCGCUUCGCGAGAACGGAAGCGGGCUGGAACUCACGGGGUUUCACGCCGAGGCGGGGGGCGGGGGCGGGCCGGACGAGACGGGUAAUGGAAUCAGCGGCACCCUCGGCACCCACGGGUACCCGUCCCCGCCGCGCGGAGGCGCCAACUCGAGUCCGCACGGCUCACCGGCCAAAAGGUCGAGGUCGGCCAACGGGGCGCACGUCGAGCGAGACCGCCGCGAGGACCAGCUCCGCGAGGCUUUCGCCGUGCACCACUUCAACGCGCUCGCGGGGCUGCUGGUGGAGGACGAGUCGAGGGCGAACAACGCGGACGGCGGCGGCGGCGGCGGGGGAUCGUUCGUCGGACACGGCGGACACGGCGGCGGCGUCGUCCAGUUGACCGCGAGCGAGGUGGACGCGCUGGACUUUAUGUUCCGCGAGGUUCGACCGCGGGGCGCCGGUUCCAUCGACGACGACGACGACGCGACGGACGCGACGGACGGACGCCGCGCGGGGCGUCUGAGCGCGUCCACCGGUCUGUUCGCGGACGGCUUGGUCCCGUCGACAGCGAUUCGCGAUUGGAUCGCGCGAUCGCUCGCGCCCGUUGAGCGCUCAUCCGACCCCGGCUCGCCGCUCGGCUCGCCGCGUCGCGUCGCGGGCGUCCUAUCCGGGACCGGGACCCACGCGCCCGCAUCCGGCGACCCCGGCUCGACGACGAUCGAGGUUGGGGGUCUGCACCGUGGCACGAGGGUGGUUCGAGAGGGCGACGCGCAGCUGUGCACCGGGUCGUCCUCGUCCGUCGUGGUUCGUAACUGCGUCGACUCCGUCGUGUACCUCCUCGCGCCGUUUCAGUACGCCACGGUGGCGAACUGCGUGGACUGCGUCGUCGUGGUGGGGGCGUGCGCGCGUGCGUUGAGAGCGGAGCAGUGCGAGCGCUUGACCCUCAUCGCGGCGUCCAAACGGUUCGUCUCGAAGAUGUGCCACGAGUGCUCGUUUCACCUCGGCGUCGAGCGAGCACCGGCGUUUCUCGGCGAGAACCGGGGUUGCCACGUGGCGCCCUACAACACCUUCUACGAGCAGCUCGAGAGGCACCUGGAGAGUGCGGGGUUGGAGGCGGGUCGGUGCGCGCGGUGGGAUUGCCCCGUCGUGCUCGGCGGCGGCGGUGAAGAUUCGACCGAUCGGCUCGGCGGCGGCGUGGACAAGUUACCCGCGGAGAAGUUUUCGCCGUUCAUCGUGCCGUUCAGAGGGCAAAACCCCAACGCGUCGUCGUCGUCGUCGUCGUCGUCGGGAGGUCAAGGACAAGGCACGCGUCCUCCGACGCAGGCGAACCCGUUUGCGGUUCCCCCCGAGUACGUCAGGGCUCUCGACGCCAAGGUGAAGGCGGUGGCGAGCCUUCGGUCGGCGCUUCGUGACGCGGGUUUAGACGAGCGGAGCAGGCGGGAGCUGCAGGCGACGAUCCAGGCGUUCUUCAAGGAGUGGCUCAUGACGUCGGGGAGCAUGCGGCAGGUGUACGACCUGGCGAGGAUAGAGCGGGGCGAGUAG
Messenger RNA from Micromonas commoda, 1905 nucleotides. RefSeq lists its product with no specific name. NCBI's taxonomy places the organism in Eukaryota, Viridiplantae, Chlorophyta, Mamiellophyceae, Mamiellales, Mamiellaceae. The coding region runs from base 1 to 1905 and encodes 634 amino acids. The record is from RefSeq and is a predicted model, not a curated record. The transcript is spliced from 2 exons.